This is a messenger RNA of Penicillium chermesinum, 1236 nucleotides long. RefSeq names its product putative oxidoreductase. The coding region runs from base 1 to 1236 and encodes 411 amino acids. The transcript has 2 exons. The record is from RefSeq and is a predicted model, not a curated record. Lineage: Eukaryota; Fungi; Ascomycota; Eurotiomycetes; Eurotiales; Aspergillaceae.
AUGCCUAUCCCAAUUAUAGCCCAUGGCAUCCAGGAAGGCAUCUCCGCCAUCCCUUAUGCCUGGUCAACUAUUAAAAUUGCUCCAUGGCUUCUCCUCAUAGGUGCAAUUAAGUUCUACUCCGGCGGAGCCCGCAACACCUCCGAGCGGAUGAUGCAUUCGAAAGUGGUGAUGGUGACGCUUUUGUUUAGGGGGGGCACAUCGGGCAUUGGUGCAUCGGUCGUUUACGAACUCGCCUCCCGCGGCGCUCAAGUCAUCCUACUCACUAAACAACCCCCCAACGAUGUCUUCCUCGUCGAGUAUAUUGAAGACCUGCGCAAGUCAACGGGUAACCAAUUGAUAUACGCCGAGCAAGUUGACUUGGCCUCAUUGUAUUCCGUCCGCACAUUCGCCACCAAAUGGAUCGACAACACCCCGCCCCGUCGUCUCGACGCUGUCAUUCUAUGCGCAGGCGUAGCACCCCCGAACAAUGCUCGCAAGGACACACCCGACGGGAUUGACGAGGAAUGGCAAAUCAACUAUCUAUCCAACUUCCAUCUGUUGAGCAUCUUAAGUCCUGCCCUGCGCGUGCAGCCCGCCCAUCGUGACGUCCGAGUCAUCUUCACAACCUGCUCAGGAUACAUCGGUGCCAAGUUCGACCUGGAGUCGGUCAAGCGGCAGCCUCAGAGCUUGAAGUCCAAGUCUGCUAAGCCCAAGGGCGUCUACGCGCUAAGCAAGUUCUCUCUCAUGUCUUUCGCCCACUCCUUCCAACGCCACCUGAAUGCCUACAAACGUCCCGAUGGUCUUCCGCCCUGCACUCGCGUUCUUGUCGUUGACCCGGGUCUAACGCGGACCCCUGGAACUCGGCGUUGGAUCACGCGUGGCUCGCUCUGGGGUCUGUUGCUGUAUCUGAUCACAUGGCCUAUUUGGUGGCUUCUUCUCAAAUCUCCACACCAAGGUGCCCAAAGUGUGAUUUAUGCUGCGAUGGAGGAGUCAUAUGGACGUGGAGAGGGUGGCUGGUUCAUCAAAGAAUGUCACGAAAUGGACUACGCCAGAACUGAUGUGAAGGAUGAGAACCUGGGCAAGCGGAUUUGGGAAUUCAGUGAGAAGCAGAUCGAAGAGGCAGAGAAGGAAGGGGCUGUCAAGAGGGCUUUAGAGAAGAAAGAGAAGGAAACGGAAGCUGAAAACAAGACUCGCAAGGAGACUUCCUCGGCCAAGGCACAAACCCCUGGCUCAAGACGGAGCAAAAAGAAUAAAUGA